Stylophora pistillata is the source of this 4626-nucleotide messenger RNA. RefSeq names its product AP-3 complex subunit delta-1. Lineage: Eukaryota; Metazoa; Cnidaria; Anthozoa; Scleractinia; Pocilloporidae. Gene Ontology annotation, cellular component: AP-3 adaptor complex; endosome membrane; membrane coat. The record is from RefSeq and is a predicted model, not a curated record. Gene Ontology annotation, biological process: Golgi to vacuole transport; protein targeting to vacuole.
GCCAUCUUGAACUCACGGGGGAGGAUCAAUUUCGCUUUGGAAAAUGCCGUAGCUAAAGGAUUUUCUAUCGGAGUUCUACCAAUAUCGCCUUGCCUGUGGCUACGUAUAGAAUUGUUAACCAAGAUGUUCGAAAAGAACCUCACGGACCUUGUCCGUGGAAUAAGGAACAACAAAAGCAACGAGGCUAAGUACAUAGCUGCCUGUCUGGAUGAAAUCAAACAAGAGCUGAGACAGGAGAAUGCUGCUAUGAAAGCCAAUGCAGUAGCGAAACUCAGUUAUCUUCAAAUGCUGGGAUAUGACAUCAGUUGGGCUGCAUUUAACAUUAUUGAAGUCAUGAGUUCUUCCAAGUUUACAUACAAGAGAAUUGGUUAUUUAGCUGCAUCACAAUCAUUCCAUGAAGAUUUGGAUAUUCUCAUGUUGACCACAAAUAUGAUCAGAAAGGACCUUUGCAGCAUGAACAUGUAUGAUGCCGGUGUAUCUUUGUCUGGUUUUGCUUGCUUUGUGACGACAGACUUAGCAAGAGACUUAGCAAAUGAUGUUAUGUCAUUGCUCGUCUCAACCAAGCCCUACAUCAGAAAAAGAGCUGUUUUGCUAAUGUAUAAGAUAUUUCUCAAGUUUCCUGAAGCCUUAAGACCAGCCUUCCCAAGACUAAAGGAAAAGCUUGAAGACGGUGAACCUGGGGUACAAUCUGCUGCUGUAAAUGUGAUUUGCGAGUUGGCUCGGAAAAACCCCAAGAAUUACUUAUCACUGGCUCCUUUGUUCUUCAAACUCAUGACAAGCUCCACUAACAACUGGAUGUUAAUCAAGAUCAUCAAACUGUUUGGUGCUCUUUGUCCUCUGGAACCAAGAUUGGGAAAGAAAUUACUGGAACCUCUAACAAACCUUAUCCACAGUACUUCAGCCAUGUCACUUCUCUAUGAAUGUAUUAACACUGUUAUAUCAGGAUUACCACAACACAAUGCUUCCAUUCAGUUAUGUGUAAGCAAGCUUCGGAUCUUGAUUGAAGAUUCUGACCAGAACUUGAAAUACCUUGGUCUACUCGCAAUGUCAAAGAUUCUGACAGUAAAUGCAAAGGCUGUGCAAGUACACAAAGACAUAGUUCUUCAGUGUUUAGAUGACAAGGAUGAGUCCAUUAGACUCAGGGCACUGGACCUGAUUGUGGGAAUGGUUUCAAAGAAGAACAUUAUGGAUAUAAUCAAGAAAUUAAUGGAGCAGAUUGACAAGGCUGACAGUCAAACUUACUGUGACGAGCUUCUGUCCAAGAUUAUACAAAUUUGCAGCAUCAAUGACUAUCAUUAUGUUACAAACUUUGAAUGGUACAUUGAUGUGCUGAUUCAAUUAACAAGAGUUGAAGGGACAAGCCUUGGUAAACAGCUGGCUUCACAAAUGAUGGAUGUUACCAUUAGAGUCAAGGCAAUUCGUCCUUAUGCCGUGCAGUGCUUGUCUUUAUUACUGGACAACAGUGAACUGAUGUCAGGACAAAUGGAAAAGAACAGGGUUUGUGAAGUUCUUUAUGCUGCAGCUUGGAUCUCUGGAGAGUUCUCAGAACACUUACCAGACAUCCACAGUACGUUAGAAGCAAUGUUACAAGCCAAAGUCACCUCUCUUCCAGGCCACAUCCAAGCAGUUUAUGUCCAGAACAUUGCUAAGUUGUAUGCAAAAAUCCUUGCAAGUGAAGCAGAAGAGGAAGAAGAUGAUGAGAAGACAUCAGUUGGCGAGAUGCUGAUAGAGAAGUUACCUGUUUUUGUGCAGAGUGCAGACCUAGAGGUGCAAGAGAGGGCAAGCUGUAUUUUGCAACUCAUUAAGUAUGUUCUCAAACUGCAAGGAAAAGGUGUUGCCUGCACUAAGGAGGUAUCUUCAUUGUUUCAUGGUGAGCUAAAUCCAGUUGCUGCUAAAGCACAGAAGAAAGUGCAGAUUCCAGAAGGGCUUGACCUUGAUAAAUGGAUAAAUGACCCACCAUCAGAAAGCUCUGAAGAGGAAGAGGAGAUUGAUGCAAUAUUUGACACACCAAAUGAACACAAAGAACUGAAGCAGAAGUAUGUAUCAGAUGAUGAAGAAGAAAUGCAGAGGAGACGUGAACAGAGAAAACAAGAACAAAUGAGUAAUCCUCAUUAUCUGAAGAUGUCAUCCCGGGAGGAGAGGAAGGUUAAAAAGAAAGAAAUGGCUGUAGAGGAUAUCCCUGUGACUAACCUUGACUUGCCUGUUUCACUAAAAGUGUCCGGAGGUAUGGCACUUGACAAGAAAUAUGCUUCUGUUAAGAAGUUAAAGAAGAGAAGAAAGAAUGGUCGCAAAGGAAGUAGGACAGAUGAAGAAGAGCCACAUCUUGGCAUCUCAUAUGAAGUGCUCCCAACCGGGGCUGGAGAAUUACCUGAAGGAGCUGAUGAGUCAGAUCAUGAAAAUAAAGUGAAUGACGACGAGAUUCCUACGAGUGACCCUCACAAACUCUUGGAUGUCGACCUCAGCAAGCCUCUUGAAGCUCACGAAACUCUGCCUGUCCGACAACACCGAGUUGUAUUAGAAUCACAGCCGGCUGAUAGUGGAGAGAAUGAGGAAACCCCCAAGAAACAUAGGAAGGAUAAAAGACAAAGACAUCGAAAGGACAGUGAAGGCAGAAAGGGCAAACACAAGCAUAAGAAGGAUAAGGACGACAAAGAUAAGAAAUCAAAACACAAACAUCGGCAUCACCAUGAAGAUGAAGGUGCAGAACCUGUUGAGGAUAAUCUGAUGUUUAAUGGAGAAGUGGAUCACGUUGAAUCACCGUCACGAGAUGAUUCGCAUCAAGAAAGUGAAAAAACAACUCCCACGAAAGCGAUAACAGAGGUUGAGGACUUUCAACCUUCAGUGGAUGAACCCAGUGACCCUCAGGAUGAUAUGGACUUUUGGCUUUCCUCAACUCCACAGAAGUCUUCCCAUCAGCCUGCGGAAGUAGCCUCAACACCCUCACCUGAUACUGCAGCAGAAAAGGCACGAAAAGAAGAAAAACAUGCCAAACAAUCUGAGAAAUCCGAGACUAAAGAAUCGAAACGAAAACACCGUAAGGAUAAAUCAGAGAAGAAAGAGAAGCAUGAAAAGGAGAGAAAGAAAGAAAAGAGAAAGAGUAAAACUGGUGAAAAGCCAGAAUCAGUGGAGACCCCUGCGGGUGAACCAGAAAACCAGGAUGAACCAUCAAUCAUAGAGGUCGAAGAGGAGAAGAAGCAGCCCGCCAUCAUAACGUACAAAGUUCUUGCCGAAAACGGUUCCCUUAGACUGAUGUACGAGACAAGAGUAACCACACAAAAUAGAAACCAAGUAGUAGUGUCCGUUAUAUUCAGUAAUUUGUCGGAUCGUCACAUCAAGUCCAUGGAAUUUAAUGUAAUAGAUUCACUUAACACUAAACUGAUACGUCCGAUCGGAUCUUCGUCACGUGACAGUGUUCCAGUCCCUUUUCAUCUUUUGCCAGAAUCGUCAAAUGAAGGACAGUUUGCCUUCACUGUGGAGAGCAUAAACAUGGCACAGAAACUGAGAGGAACACUUACCUACGUUAUCAAGGAUGACGAAGGCUCAACUAGUGAAAAGAUGGAUUUCUCUUUGUUUUUACCUUGCUCGUCAUUUCUAAUUUCUACGCCGUUGUCCAGCACGGAUUUUACCAAUCUUCUUGGAAGUGGAACUAUUGUGCACAAGGGCUCUGUUAAGGUUACCACACCAGAGACAACAGUGUUCAGCUCAGUCGUAACCAAGAUUUGCGUUCUGUUACAUUUUGCAGUUGUGGAACAAGUCGAUAAUAGCGCGUCUUUGUACGCCUGUUCAAUUCAAGGACACCAUUUGUGUGCGCUUGUGAAGCAGUUACCAGAUCACUCCGUGUCUGUUGAUGGUAAAAGCACUGACUCGUCUCUUGUAUCCAGCGUCCUGGAAGAAAUGAAAAUGCUGUUACAAGUCCCAGUAUGACAUCUCCAGCUACGUUCACAAAUGUGAUCUUCAGAGAAAUACUGUACUAUCAAUGCAAUCAAAGGAUUGAAUCACCAGGUCCUGCGCGACACACAAGGCGGCUAAGAGACUGGGUUCCAUCCAAUAAAUCACGAUUUAAUUGUUAUAACCAGAGAACAGAAGAAUUAACUACUUUCAAUGACGAAUUUUUAAACCGUUUUGACUGAAUUCUUCUGGGAAUUUUGAAUACAUAUCUGGUAGCUUUACAGUAGAUGAAUGGAAAAAAAUCAGAUUGGGGGAAAUGAAUUCGUUACUAACAGACGUGAUGUUGCGUCGUCCGCUUGAUGUCGUGUUGCUUAACAAAAGUUAUGUUCAAGUGAGUUUUGAAAUGGGAGUGUGGUCAUCCGGGAUGUGGUAUCCUGAUAUUAGAGAUGAUAUCUCAUUGCUGAUAAGUCCGUAUAUUUUCAUUGGUUUUAGUUGAAUAAUGCGUUGAUACUGAAAGAAGUUACUUGCUAAAUACACUUCCGGGAGUUGAUGGAUCGAACUAAGCAUUACGAAAUUUUGCUAGACCAUGUAAAACUCAGAAUUGUGGAAAGGCGACAACAGACGGACCUUUCAGUUAACAAAAAAAAAUCUUAAAAAUAUAUAUUUAGCUUUAGUUUAACAAAUAACAAACUUGACCUUGCUCGGCAAUAAUAAAAAUGAGCGUUUCUGGUUAUGUUG